AUGUCAGACGUUAAGGGGUACAUUGUUACAUUAAAAGAAGAUUGUCCAGAUAAGACGGCAGAAUCGAUAAAGAACCAGAUUAAGGAAUCUGGUGGCAAAAUUACCAAUGAGUUUAGCUUGAUUAAAGGGUUUGCUGUUGAAUUACCAUCUGUUCAUGCUGAUGCAUUGGGAAAGAAACAUCCCGAAAUUGCAAAUGUUGAAGAGGAUAAGGAAGUUCAUAUCCAAUAA
Molecule: messenger RNA, 228 nt
Organism: Lodderomyces oxycetoniae
Lineage: Eukaryota; Fungi; Ascomycota; Pichiomycetes; Serinales; Debaryomycetaceae
Exons: 1
Coding region: 1-228 (75 amino acids)
Biological process (GO): vacuole fusion, non-autophagic
Molecular function (GO): endopeptidase inhibitor activity
Source: RefSeq, a predicted model, not a curated record